Messenger RNA from Ustilago hordei, 1014 nucleotides. RefSeq lists its product as uncharacterized. The transcript has 2 exons. NCBI's taxonomy places the organism in Eukaryota, Fungi, Basidiomycota, Ustilaginomycetes, Ustilaginales, Ustilaginaceae. Bases 1 to 1014 code for a protein of 337 amino acids. The record is from RefSeq and is a predicted model, not a curated record. Gene Ontology annotation, cellular component: protein kinase CK2 complex; cytoplasm. Gene Ontology annotation, molecular function: protein kinase regulator activity.
AUGAACAAUCCUGUUCGACCCAGAGAUGAUACACUUGACGACGGCGGUAUAGCCUAUGCUCUAGGAGACCAGAUCGAAGAAGACGACGAGGAAGAAGAGCAAGAUGUUAACGUUGGAACUUAUGAAGAUGAGAUUUAUGAAUCAGAAUCACCAUCAGAAAGCGGCACCGAAUCUCUCACCUGGAUUUCCUGGUUCUGCUCUCUCCCCGGCCACGAAUAUUUCGCCGAAGUAGGAGAGGAUUUCAUCGAAGACGAUUUCAACCUUACCGGUCUCAACGCUCUCGUUCCAUUCUACAAAGAAGCACUCGAAAUGAUCCUCGACGUGGAACCACCCGAGGAAGACUCGCUUAAAAUCCCCGAUGUUUCCAUCGUCGAAUCUUCCGCCGAACUCUUAUACGGCUUGAUUCACCAACGAUACAUUUUGACAAGGCAUGGAAUGCAACAGAUGGUAGACAAGUAUGAAGCAGGACAUUUCGGAUAUUGUCCCCGCGUCUUCUGUCAUUCCCAUCCCGUACUGCCUUGCGGAAGGAGCGAUUUGCCCGGGUUGGAUACGGUCAAGUUGUUCUGUCCCAAUUGUAUCGAUAAUUAUAGUCCUCCUAGUAGUAGGUUUCAUGGUGUGGAUGGAGCAUUUUUUGGUACAACCUUCCCUCAUUUGUUGUAUCAGUGUUAUAGAGAUUUGUUCCCGAGUAUCAUUGCUCCCAAACAUGGCAACGAUGCAGCGGUUGCCGCAAGUGGCGGACUGCAGUACAAUGCCAACCCUACUACGCACGAUGAUGUGGCAGAGCGAGAAAAGAAGGACUCCUCGACACCACCCGAAUCAGCAGCAGGUAGCACAGCAGAUACGCUGGUUCAUAGAACUAUUCAACCCGAACAACUAGGAAAGCGCAUACCAUAUUGCAGGAUCUAUACUCCUAAAAUUUACGGCUUCAAGGUCUCGGAAUACGCUAAAACCGGUCCAAGAAUGAAGUGGAUGCGUAUGAGACCGAGUUCUCUUGAGGAGUUAGAUCGCAUCUAG